AUGGGCCGCCACAGGGCCCUCGGUGAACCCAAGGAGCCCUGCCUUGUCCAGCUUCUGGAAGAAGGCCAACUGCUGGGCCCGGGGGAGCUUGCUGGCGUCCCCCCACUGGUACGACGACGGGUCCACCCGGCUAGUACGCAGGACCCCCGGCUCGUCGAAGGCAAGCGACAGCGGAGGCUCCAAGAAAUCCCCGAUGGACCAGUGAGCGAGAGGCCCCCCAAGGACCAGACGUUCAGGACAGAGAGGGGCGUAGGCUCCAGGGACAGGGUGAACUCGACGGGGGCCCUGAAGUCCGCACGGAUCAACAGCUCUGAGAUGAUCUGA
Messenger RNA from Prorocentrum cordatum, 324 nucleotides. NCBI's taxonomy places the organism in Eukaryota, Dinophyceae, Prorocentrales, Prorocentraceae. The record is from the annotation of a GenBank genome assembly.